GUGAAGUCACUACUGAAAAAAAAUAAAAUAAAAUAGUUUAGUGUUAAAAUUAGCGUUAAUUCGUGCAAAAGCAUGUAAAAUAAAAGUAUUAUUUCACUCGAAACACACACAAAAAUGCAAAAAUACAGAAAACUAUGGAGAUUCAACAUAAAAUUAUGUUUAAAAAAAUCUCAAAUUUUGUUAGUUAGCUGUUACUUAUUAGUCAUAGUUUUAGCACAGUUACAAAUAGUUGCAAGCCAAAGUGAUGAUGACGGAAUUUACCGCGGAAAAGAACUGGGAAAGCUAAAUACGUACCAUCAUCAGGUGUCGGGCGAUGUUUAUGCGGUCGACGAGUACACGUUGCUGUUUGUGAACUUCAAUUACGACGGAAAUGGCGCCGAUACGUACUUUUGGGCCGGUGCAAGUAAUCGUCCCGGGCCUCAGGGCUUCAUUGUGCCUGAUAAAUAUGGAAAAACGAACAUUCUGGAUCGAUAUUUCAACGAUGAGUUCACGCUGCGCCUUCCGGACAACAAAAAACUCGUAGAAAUUCAAUGGUUUUCGAUUUAUGACAUCAACACGCAGAACACCUUCGGCGACGUUUACAUCCCGGAUGACUUUGAGCCGCCUGUAACGCAAAAAAUUGGCGCGCUAGCGAGAAAUAGUGAAGCUUCGGGUGAAGUUAGCAGUGGCAGUAUCGAAGUUUUGAACUCGCAAACGAUUUUGAUUCCCAAUUUUAAUUACAAUGGACGUGCUUUAAGAGGACAUUUUUGGGCGGGAGAAGGUCCGGCGCCCAAUGCCAAUGGAUUUAAAAUUCCCGAUGAACUUGGAUAUUUGGAUCCGAUUCGGAAGUACAAUAAUGAAACAAUUCGUUUGGAAUUGCCGGGAGGAAAGACGAUUUUUAAUAUUAAUUGGUUCAGUGUUUAUGAUUUGCACACGAAUGAGGUGAUGGCGCAGAUUUACAUGCCGGAUGUGUUGAAUGUGCCGCCGUCGUUGACGAAAAUUUUGCCUCUUGUCGAACCUCUUCCCAAUUGUCGUCAACUUCACAAAUUAUACCGGGUCUCAUGGGAGGUUUUUGGACCGCAAAUAACGCUACAACUGACUUCACAAGUCGGCGAGGAUCAUUACAUGGCCUUUGGAAUCUCCGGAUCACAAGAAAAAAGUCAAAUGUUGGGAGCUGACGUCGCCGUCGCUUACAUAAUUGGCGGAAAUCAAGGUUUUGCCUUGGAUUAUAACAUCACUUCUUUAGCUCCGUGCGUUCAAGUUCUCGGUCAAAACAAGGGAGUUUGCAAGGAUGAUGCUGUUGGCGGCAUGGAUAAUUACCAAAUGUUGCUCUUUUCACGCGAAAAUGGCGUAAAUCAAGUAAAUUUCCGGCGAAAUCUUCUCUCGUCGGACGAUGGCGACAAACCUUACGUGCUAACUCGUCCCAUGUACAUGGUUUGGGCUCUCGGGCGUCUCGAUUCGAACCGCGAACCAGCUUUUCACGAUUAUUAUCCCAAACGAGAUGUCAUUAUCGACUUUAAUCCGGUCGAAAAGUACAACGAUUGUUUCGCGUUCAAGGAAGAAACGAAGCCCGAGAAGAAAACCGAAAUUUGGGAGCAAUCUCACAUCUACGACAGAUCCGUGCGAUCGUUCACAGCAACUUUGGGUCCUCCCGGAGGUCGAAAAGGAUACGCUGGACUAACGAAUCACGUGAGCAACGGCAUCGCUUGGUACCUGAAUGGCCUUCUGAUUCCCGAAUUGUGGCUUCGGCGUGGCUUGACGUACGUUUUUAAAGUUCGCGGCGGCAAUAAUCCGCAUUCGGCGGAGUUUUAUCACCCCUUGGUCAUCACGGAUGAACCUCGAGGCGGCUUUGAUCGCUUAACGGAUGCCAAACAAAGUGAAAUUCGUGUCUUAGCUGGCGUGGAAUUCACGAGACGCGGAAGACCGAAACCUACAGCAGCAGGUCCUUUAUGCUUGGCGAAACAUCCAGAAGGACAAGAUCGACGUUUAGACGAUAAUUUCAUGACUUUUAAAAAGUUUAAUCGAACGUUGGAGAGUGAUUGUUCCGCAGGAGAUCCCGCUUAUCUCGAAAUUACGCCGAAUUCGUCGUGGCCUGACAUUGUCUACUACAACAGUUUCACACAAGCGAACAUGGGAUGGAAAAUUCACAUUGUCGACAGUUAUCAAGGAGCGAUAAGAGUGCCAAAUGCAGCUACAAACACGGGAUUUUCGAUGUUUUUGAUGAUUUUCUUUGCUGGAGUUGCGUUUCUUCUGCGACAAAACAACUUUUAAGACUGUUAAAGACAAAUUUUUGAACUUCUUAAGCGACGAAAAGUGCAAUUUUUGACUAAAAAUUCUUAAUUUCAUACAAAAAAGUUUAAAAAAAAAACAUAAAAAUCACUUCGAGA
Messenger RNA from Culicoides brevitarsis, 2366 nucleotides. It is a transcript of the gene knk, whose product is annotated as protein Skeletor, isoforms B/C. The coding region runs from base 115 to 2250 and encodes 711 amino acids. NCBI's taxonomy places the organism in Eukaryota, Metazoa, Arthropoda, Insecta, Diptera, Ceratopogonidae. The record is from RefSeq and is a predicted model, not a curated record. The transcript has 6 exons.